Molecule: messenger RNA, 1164 nt
Organism: Parascedosporium putredinis
Lineage: Eukaryota; Fungi; Ascomycota; Sordariomycetes; Microascales; Microascaceae
Source: the annotation of a GenBank genome assembly
AUGCCCCCGGUCCCGAGGAGUGCCCCGGUCGGGGGCGCACGCCAGAAUGGCAUGCUUCGCCGGAGCCACAAAAAGUCGCGGAACGGCUGCGUCGAGUGCAAGCAGCGUCACAUCAAGCUCCAGCCCCCGCCCCAACCCGAGUUCCCCUCCCAGCCCGUCAACCUCGCCGAUCUCGUGACGGAGCUCCUCGCCGCCAACCCGCAGGCCCCGGCCCCGAUCUCCCAGUACACCACCACCGCUGCCGCCGAAGCACAGCCGGAAGAACCCCCCCACGCCGUCCCCGAGAUGAACGAGAGCAUGUGCGGCCAGGCCACGCGCAUGGCCCUCGACAGCUGCGCCGACGCCCCUUACCUCCUGCACGAGAUCCUCGCGUUCGCCGCGCGCCACUUGGCGGUGCUGCGGCCCGCGCGGUCUCGAGAGUACCUCGCCCGCUCCGUGGCGCUACAAAACGCCGGCAUCGCCGCCUUCAACAGGGCCGCCGUCCAUGUCAGCGCCGCCAACUGCGUGCCCAUGACCCUCUUCUCCUCCCUGCUCGGCCGCCACAUGCUCAUCGACGCGCUCGCGGUGCGGGACGCCGACCUAGCGGAUUUUCUCGACCGGUACAUCCAGUCGUCGCGUAUCCGCCACGGCCUGCGCGCCGUCGUGUCCAAGGCGUCGUGGCCCAUCCUCCUGCAGUCGGAUCUCAGGCAUUUCCUGUCCUGGGUGCCGCGGCACCUCGAGGCCCAUACGGACGGGCCCGAGUGCGCGCCGCUGCGGGACCGCUUGCGGAAUUCCUCGUCGCUCGACCCGGUUGUGGUGGAUGUGCUCGUGCGCGCGGCGGAUCGGUUGCAGCCGGGUUUUCAUGAGAUUCAAGGCGAGGAGGACGAGGACGAGGACGAGGAGAUGGGGGAAGGGCCCAGCAGCGGCGGCGGGCCGCCGCAUACGAUCAACACGUGGUCCAUCAUGUGCCCGCCCGAGUUUCUCGGCCUGCUAGAGCAGCGGCAGCCGGAAGCCCUCGUGGUGCUGGCCUACUACGGGGCGUUUUUGCACGGCGCGCGGUCCAUGUGGCAGGUGGGGGAUGCGGGGGCCUACAUGGUGGGAUCGAUCGCGCGGUAUCUGGGGCCGCAGUGGGAUGAGUGGCUGGCGUGGCCGAGGUCUGUAGUGGCGGAUAAGGAAUGGAUAUAG